AUGUCGAGUUCCGACGAGGGCGAAAUCUUCGAGGCUAAUGGAGCCGAUUUGAAGGCAUCUUCACUGACGCGCGCAAAAGGAAGCAGCGUUGACCGUCGAGAUAGACUACCAGACUGGGAAUCGCCCGAUCGCGACGCUCGGAGAAGCCGCUCCCCGAGAGGCUACAAGCGCGACCGCGAUGACUACGAUGCGCGCAGCCGGCGACGCGAUGCGCCCCGCGACUCCCGUGACGAUUACAAGCGUUCAAGAGUAUCGUACGACGACUUGGACCGGUCAUCCGGACGCCUAGAUGGCAGAGACAUCCCAAACCGUAGCCGGAACCGCAGCCGGGACCGCAGCCGGGACCGCUACAACGACCAGGGCGAUCGCAAUCGAGGCUACAGUGACAGGCGCGAGCGUAGAGGCUCGCCCGCCCAUCGAUCACGACAAGACGAUCAAGGCAGUGGACGAAACGGAGACGGCCGGCGCAAUCAUGGUCUCAGCUACGAUGACCGCGACUCUACCAUGGCAAGUUCUGGGUCAAGACGGAGCACCGGGGCACCAGUACCCCCCACAGCAAGCAGAGAUGCUAAAUCACACAAAAACAGUGCAGAGACUGGUACCGCUCGCACCGAUCCAGCACUCAAGUCAGUGCAUUUCGCAGAGUUUGACAGCAGCGGCGUGCUGACCAGCUCCAGAGAACCUGCGGCUGAUGCAGAUGUCGACUAUGAUAACCAAGAGGAAUUUGAUGAAGAGGCCGAGAUUGAACGUCGCCGCAAGCGCCGCGAGGCACUUCUUGCAAAAUCGAGCUCCGCUACACCCUUGCUUCUCCAAGCCGUCGGGGCCACCGAAAAGGUUGGCGCAGCGUCUCCAGCAGUGUCAGAUGGCACGCUAGACGCAGAGACGCCGCAAACACCGCAGUCCAGUACGUUGCAGCCUGCCUACAAACUACCGCCCUCUAACAAGUUAGACAUAACAUCACCUCGAUCCCCAGCAUCCAACGAUGCCAUGUCUCCGGGAAAACUUGACCUCACCGAUGACCGGGCUUUGAUGAACAGCCACGCCGCCCCGAAAGACGACGACGACGGUCCGUCCGCGGCUGAUUACGACCCGACAGUUGACAUGAAAGUGGACGAACAGCGGGACGAGCUCCGACAAGGCCAUGCAGUGGACGGCAUGCAUGCAGACGUCGAGGAGUCAAAUGGAGACGGCGCCAAAGACGAAGGCGCAGACGAUGACGGCUUCGACAUGUUUGCCGACAACUUUGACGAGGAAAACUACGCAACCAAGCCGACCCAGGGUGCAGACGAGGCAGUUGACGGCGGCAGAGGUAUUCUCGAAGGCGACGAUAAGGAUGGCUACUACAAGAUGCGAGUAGGCGAGGUCAUCAACGGUCGCUACCAGAUUCAGUCGACUCUCGGCCGCGGUAUGUUCUCCGGUGUAGUGCGUGCGCUCGAUACGACGACAAAGAUGCCGGUAGCUAUCAAAAUCAUGCGAAACAACGAUGCUCUCCGGAAAGGCGGCUACACAGAAAUUGCCAUCCUAGAGAAGCUCAACGACGCAGACCCGGAGAAUCGCAAGCACAUUGUCAAGUUUGAAGUCUCGUUCGACUACCGCGGGCAUCUGUGCAUGGUGUUUGAAAGCCUGAGUAUGAACCUGCGUGAGGUGCUGCGCAAGUUUGGCAACAAUGUCGGCAUCAAUCUGGGCGCCACGCGAACGUAUGCGCACCAAAUCUUCGUGGCAUUGGCUCACAUGCGCAAGUGCAGCAUCAUUCAUGCUGACUUAAAACCCGACAACAUUCUGGUGAAUGAAAAUCGAAACAUGCUCAAAAUCUGCGACUUGGGAACCGCCAUUGAUCGAUCCGACGCGGCGACGGCGCAUACAGAAAUCACCCCGUAUCUCGUCAGUCGAUUUUACCGAGCCCCGGAAAUCAUCCUCGGCAUGUCGUAUGACUACGGGGUCGACAUGUGGUCGAUCGGGUGCACGCUGUACGAGCUCUACACGGGCAAGAUUCUGUUUACCGGUGACAGCAACAACCAGAUGCUCAAGGCGAUCAUGGAAAUUCGCGGACGCUUCACUCCGAAGCUGUACAAGCGCGGCCAGCUGUCAGCAGGCCAUUUCGACGACCUGGGCCAGUUCGUGAGCGUAGAACACGACAAGGUUCUCAACAAGACCGCGGUGCGGACGCUGGCCGUGGUCAAGCCAACGCGGGACCUGCGCACGCGCCUGAUGGCCGCGUCGACAGGCAUGAGCGACGCUGAGGCCAAGGACCUCAACCACUUUGUCGACCUGCUGGAGCAGUGCCUGGCGCUGAACCCGGACAAGCGGAUCAAGCCCACGGAAGCGCUGAGGCAUCCGUUCUUUACGUCGAGGGCAGGCAGGCGGUAG
This is a messenger RNA of Cordyceps fumosorosea ARSEF 2679, 2367 nucleotides long. RefSeq names its product Protein kinase-like domain protein. The transcript has 3 exons. Gene Ontology annotation, molecular function: ATP binding; protein serine/threonine kinase activity. Bases 1 to 2367 code for a protein of 788 amino acids. Gene Ontology annotation, biological process: peptidyl-threonine phosphorylation; peptidyl-serine phosphorylation; mRNA cis splicing, via spliceosome. The record is from RefSeq and is a predicted model, not a curated record. NCBI's taxonomy places the organism in Eukaryota, Fungi, Ascomycota, Sordariomycetes, Hypocreales, Cordycipitaceae.